This is a messenger RNA of Klebsormidium nitens, 1090 nucleotides long. The record is from the annotation of a GenBank genome assembly. Lineage: Eukaryota; Viridiplantae; Streptophyta; Klebsormidiophyceae; Klebsormidiales; Klebsormidiaceae.
GGGAAGAAAGUGACUUGUUCUGAUUGAACUGAAAGGGGGAAGAAAGUUGCGCACAUUUGGAGUCUGGAGGACAAGUACGGUAAAUUGUAGCCAUGGAGAGAAUAGAGAGUUCGUUGUUUCUCGCUUGUGAAGGCACUCCUUGUUGCAGGGUCAUUGCUUUCUGUCCAUCAGGUUUGAGCAAAGUGAGGCGUUGAUUUGUUUCAAGGCAGGAAGCCAGGCAAUCUGCUACAGACCAGUUGGUUGAAAGGUACCUGAGCGGGGCCUGAGCAUGCAACAAGUCGUGACAGAGUAUUGAAAGGUUUUGCAUGCAUUGGUUUGAGUAGAGUCAAGAGGUUCGACCAUGGUCACCACUGAGCAGGUAGUCAGAGGCGUGGGCCUAAUAUCUCUUGCCACUGCCAUCGUUCUGGCGCUGAAGACGUUGAAUGAUGCCACAAACGAGCUGAAGAUCGUUGGAGACAGGGCUACUGGCUGGUUCACAAUCACAAGGAAACCAAAGACAAAAACUGAACGUUCUCUUUCGGAAGGGUCUGGGACCAAAAGUUUGCAGAGUCAGGGGCAAGUAGUAGGGGAUGCAGUGGCGCCGGAUAACAUAGAUCAGGCCCGGGUCUUGGCUUUGAUAGUGGACAAGCUAGAAGACUUAAAAACUUUGCAGUCAGAGCAGCUCCAAUGGACAAGGAUCGGCUGGCUUCUAAGUUCGGGGCUGCUUGCUUACUCGGUGGGGGUAACUUUGCAAGGAAAGCGAGGGCAUUAGUAAAGUGAGAGCUUAAGUAGUGAGCAUAGGUUCCAAGAAUCCUGGCAAAUCGCUGGCCUCAUAAAACUUGGAUUCAUAUAAGCAUGAAAGCUUGAUCAUGAUGAUUCAAUAGGUUGUACAUACAAACUCGACAAUUCAACAUAUGUGUUCCACAAUGGUUUAACCUUAUGGUGAAGUUGGGACGGGGUAUCCAGGGGCUGCUGGACCAUGAAAAUCUUGACAGAGGAUUGACUUUGUGAGCUAGCUUAGAGAAGACAAGAGGGGCUUCUCUAAAUUGAGUUUCGAUGUACCUGUCCAAGGAUGUUGUUUCGUGGUCUCCUGAUCUCAUGCUGUAGGCUU